AAUUAUAAAAUUAAUUGCUUAUCAGCCGGAUAAAUUAACCGGAAAACACAAAUGUAAAUUAUUAAAGCGAACGACCAAUAGUAAUGCGCGGUUCAUAGGAUGUUGGCGUAGUUGUUUCUCCGGUUAGCACGCCACACCCCUGUCGACGGUGGAAAUUGUGUGAAAGUUUUCAGCAGUUGACCGCUGUGUUUUCGUACCGUAAAGUAAAACAGGCAAAUGCCCUUUACAAUUUGAAAACAAAGGGGGAAAGUUAAAAAAAUCCUCCUGGUGUUGCAAGUGCGUGCGAGCGAACACGUGUCAUCGGAGUAACUGUUAUGGGAUUAAGGAUAAGUGAUUAAGUAGUAAACAAAAUGUCACAAACAGAUACCUUUAACACUUCCUUUAUAAGGACUCGCUACGGUAUUAUAAGGAUCAUCCAGUUGGUAGUAACAAUAUGUGCUCUGAUCAGCAUGGGUUCUGGUCAUUACUGUGGCCACGGUGGAAAAUACGGUUUUUACGACUUUGUAGCCGUUUCCUGCCUGAUAUUUCUAAUCAUAUUCUUCGUCAUGAUGAUCUUGAGAUUAGACAAAUAUUUAACUGGAUGUAUUAAUUUACCAUUAUCCUUCCUCAUCAAUGAUGCGAUAUUCACAAUACUGUACCUCAUUGCCGCCAUUUUACUAUUUACAACCUUAAGUGGUGGUUGCUACGGUAGAGGAGCCAGAAUUGCUGCAUCUAUAUUCGGUGUUUUGGGAUUUCUAAGUUUCGUCGCCAUAACCAUUGACGAUUAUAACUGGUAUAAAUCCGGCAAUGCACCUAUUACACUUACUCCAACAAGUGGAACUGUUCAACCCGCUUAAUUUCGGGAUUGAAUAUAACUUUCCAAAUACUGCCAAUAUUCUUUUUUUUUUAAUUUUUGUAAAUUUUUUUCUUUCUAUAUUAACAUAAUUAUAUUAAAUUAUGGAAAUUUGUCACCCCCUUAGGUUCUUGAAUGCUUACUGUGUUUUUAUUAAAUAUAAUAAUUUUUUUGUUAAGUGUUUGGUUAUAAUUUAUUGCUUUAUACCGUUAAGCGAUAUAACAAGGAUGUAUCUAAUAAUAUCAGAAUAAAAAUGAUUUAAUACUGUAUUACUAAAUAACUUUACCACAUGUCAAAGGUAAAGUUAUUCGUCGUAUCCAUCUUAACCAUCGUAAUAUUAUACAUAACUUAAAUUCAAAGUGAAUUUAGCAUAAAAUAUAAGGUUCACAAUACAAUAAGGUAGCGG
Centruroides sculpturatus (bark scorpion) is the source of this 1238-nucleotide messenger RNA. RefSeq lists its product as uncharacterized. NCBI's taxonomy places the organism in Eukaryota, Metazoa, Arthropoda, Arachnida, Scorpiones, Buthidae. The record is from RefSeq and is a predicted model, not a curated record. The coding region runs from base 351 to 836 and encodes 161 amino acids. The transcript is spliced from 4 exons. Gene Ontology annotation, cellular component: membrane.